This is a messenger RNA of Seriola dumerili (greater amberjack), 2228 nucleotides long. RefSeq names its product TRK-fused gene (gene tfg). The transcript is spliced from 8 exons. Gene Ontology annotation, cellular component: endoplasmic reticulum exit site. Lineage: Eukaryota; Metazoa; Chordata; Actinopteri; Carangiformes; Carangidae. The record is from RefSeq and is a predicted model, not a curated record. Gene Ontology annotation, molecular function: identical protein binding. Bases 156 to 1382 code for a protein of 408 amino acids. Gene Ontology annotation, biological process: COPII vesicle coat assembly; endoplasmic reticulum to Golgi vesicle-mediated transport.
GACGUUGACAGUCUGGAGGACACUUCCUGAUGCUGGCCCGGGUCUGGCUAGGCUAGCUAACAGAUUUGAUUUUCACGGUUAGGGGAAACCUGUGAAAUACAGCGUGGUCAAGUCGUCUGAUUCAGUGGUGGGAGCAGAACAGGUCGGACGGCACCAUGAACGGCCAGCUGGACCUGAGUGGCAAGCUGAUCAUCAAAGCCCAGUUGGGUGACGACAUCAGACGCAUCCCUAUCCAUAAUGAAGACAUCACUUACGAUGAGCUGGUGCUGAUGAUGCAGCGUGUCUUUAGGGGCAAGCUGCAGAGUAACGACGAGGUUACCAUAAAAUACAAGGAUGAAGAUGACGACCUCAUCACCAUCUUCGACAGCUCUGACCUCUCCUUCGCCAUCCAGUGCAGUAGAAUACUCAAACUGACUUUGUUUGUGAAUGGUCAGCCGCGGCCUUUGGAGUCCAGUCAGGUGAAGUACCUGCGCAGGGAGCUCAUUGAGCUCAGGAAUAAAGUCAACAACCUCCUGGAUAGCCUGGAGCCCCCCACAGAGCCUGGCCUGGCUGCUACAGCACCGGACAGUGAAUCAGUGGAUGUACGUGAAGGUAAAGUUGUGGCAGCAGACCCCACAGUGAAACAGGCAACUCCAGUCAGUGCAGCUAGCAUGUCAGCCUUCGACCCAUUAAAAAACCAGGACGAGGUCAGCAAGAAUGUCAUCUCUGCUUUCGGCCUGAGCGAGGACCAGGCCCAAGCUCCCCCAGCGGUUGCUGCAGAGGAGCGCUCAGGGACCCCUGACAGCAUCGCCUCCUCCUCGUCUGCGGCCCCUCAGCCAGGAGUGCCCCCCCAACCACAGGCUCCCUAUCCUGGAGUACAGCAGGGACCCGCAGCUGGCAUGGAUGGUCAGGUGUACCAGCAGUACCAGGCUCCAGGUGGAUACCCGCCUCAGCAACCAGGUGCCCCACCACAGCAGCAGUACGGUAUGCAGUACCCUGCAGGAUACAGCCCUCAGCCCGGGGCCCCUCAGCCUGGCCCACCACAGCCUCAGCAGCAGCAGUUUCAGAACUAUGCGCCUCCCUCCUCCCAGGCUCCUGCCCCUGGCCCGGCCCCAGCCCCGGGCUUCCAAGGUGGCCAGCAGCAGCCUCAUCCAUCUCAGGGAGCCCAGCAGUAUCCACCAGGAGCCUUCCCUCCCCAAAACUAUACCUCCCAGGCCUCCCAGCCCGCUAACUACAGCCUGCCGCCCAGCUCCCAGCCUGGCUCAGGGUAUCAGCCCCGCCCAGCAUAUACUGCACCUCCAGGCAGCACCGUCACCCCUCCGCCAGGAGCUGCUAACCCGUAUGCCCGCAACCGCCCCCCUUACGGCCAGGGCUACACUCAGCCAGGCCCUGGAUACCGGUAAAAGGAGGACAGCUGAUGUUACUGAUCCUCACACAUCCCCAAACCCCCUACCCUCUAUGUGGCUCCAGCUGUUUGGAAUGGGUGCAGGAAACAUGGUUUACUGCUCUACACCCCCACCCUUUCCCCCCUCCUCCCCUCUCAUACAAAUAUCAAGUCCAAAUAUGAAACAAGCAACCCCCUGCCCCAGUCUGAUGGUUUGUGUUUGUAUGCUGUCUCUUCAACACACCACUCUGUUCUGGCCCUGCUGUACGUUCCCUGGUCUUAUUUUCCCUUCUUCUUCCUGUCACCACCACUUGUCUGCUCUGGCCUCUUGUACCUGUCAUUGUAAACAUGUAACCUGUCUGUAUGCACACACCUGGGAGACCAAAACAGGCUGUUGCACAAACUGUAUUGUUCUUUCCGUGGUAACACUUCAUUUUGUGAGUGAGAUCAGCAUCCACAUUCUGCAUUUGUGACAAACAUCUCAGCCGGUUGUGUUGAGUACUGUGCAUAGAUGCAUUUAUAAGACACUAAAUGAAAUGUUACCCCUUUGUCGUUUUGCUUUUUUUUCUUUAUUUGAUCAAUUUUACCACCAUGUCGGUAUUAAUGAUGUGUCAAUGAAACUGACCCGUGUUGGGAACACUAGCUAAGUGACAGCUUGUGGGAGGUGUAGAUCCCAGUGUAAUGAAGAAGGUUUCUUUUGUUUAGCUUGUUAUAUCACCUCCAGUACAGCUUGCUAGUCCUCUCUUUUUCUCUUAUCACUGGUUUUUACUAAUAUCAAAUCAAAUUCCACCUUUAAAUGAGAUUAGUUGUUUAUGUAUAAACUGUAACAUUUUUUUCUUGAACCUAAUAAAUGAUUGAGACCCAG